Paramecium pentaurelia is the source of this 2555-nucleotide messenger RNA. The record is from the annotation of a GenBank genome assembly. Lineage: Eukaryota; Ciliophora; Oligohymenophorea; Peniculida; Parameciidae.
AUGAGUGUUGGAUAGGUUCAUCCAAGUUGCUCAUCUCCAAUUGACACAAAGGAUUAUAAAACAGGAUUAGAGUAUGAUAUCUUUUUUACUUGAAUAGUUCACUCAAACUAUUUAAUACAAUUAGGUAAAGUAGACAUACAUCAAAAGAAACCACUCUCAUUAUUUCACCUAAACAGUAUAACUUGAUAUUAUUCAAGUGGAAUAAGCAAUAGAGCAUUUUUAACUCCAAAGCGUAGUUAGUUUACUAGUUAAGAUUAAAUUGUUGAAGAAGAUGAUUAUUUUAGAGAUAGAGUAACAAAAAGCAAAUUUGAUAUUGCAUCUAGAAGAUUGAUGAUUCUAUUAUCAUUUUUUAGACAUAUUAAUUAAACAAAAGAAUCAGAUAAAACUUCACAACUUAAAUAAAUUCAUAAGAAAAGAAAAAAGCUGCCAUUUUAUCCAAAUUAAUUACAAGUUUGGAAAUAAUUUAUGUAAUUGUAAACAUCUAUUACUUUAAUGUUGUAUCCAAUAUAUAUAAGUCUGUCAGAUUAUAGAAGUUUAGUAUUCAUAUUAAUUAUUUUUAGGAUGUGAUGACUAUUUUUAUUUUGAUAUUGGAUAGCUUGUAUUUGAUUGAUAUCAUACUUAAAUAAAUUACAUGUUAAAUUGAUAAAAACUAUAACUUAAUAAAUACAUUCUAGGCUAUAUUUUUAUUUAAUUUAUAGAGAUGGCUAUUAUUAGAUAUUAUAAGUAUCAUCCCAUAUAAAUUAUUUGUAAAUAAUUUUACUGAAUAAUUAUGUUUAAAUCUUUUAAAAUUACUGAGAUUUGUUAAAUAUUUUAGUUACAAUGAAAGAUAAAUAUAUUAAGAAACAUAAACAUCUAAAGAUUAAUCAUAAUAUUUUGAAAAACUAUUUUAAUUAGAAGGUAAAUUAUGGAGUAUAUUAAAAAUAUUUAAAAAUAUGCUCAUUUUAAUCAGUUUAUUUGGUUGUUUGUUUUAUUCAGUAUUAAAAUAUGAAGGUAUAUCAGAAGAAGAUAAUACCUUAAAGAUUUAUAUACAAGGAUUAUAUUGGGCUAUAUAAACAGUUACUGUUAUUGGAUAUGGUGAUGUAUUUAUUACAACAUCUAUGUAAUAUAAUUUAACAAUUAUAUGGAUUUUUGUAGGAGUUGGAUUUUAUUCUUUUACUAUUGGUAAUUUAGCAGCAAUAUUGGAAUAACAAUCUUCAAAUGAAGGUUUUGAUGAAGAUCUAGAAGCACUUGAAACACUCAUGUCUCAAAUACUUAUUCCAGAAGAAUUAAGUGCUUAAUUAUUCUCCUAUUAUUAUUAUAAUAUUGAAAAUAAUCCAUUUUGGAAUUACAAGAAGUAUUUCAUUUAUAUAACUAAGAUAACAGAAUUAUAGAAACCUUGCCUUCUCAACUUAAAGUAUUUGCUAUAGCAUUUUGUCAAAAAUAAUUAAUUGAAAAUGUUAACAUCUUUGCUUUUGAUAUUAAUUUUGCAGCAGCCAUAUUACCUCAUUUUAGUAUAUACUGUUUUAAACAAUAUGAAACAAUAUAUUUUAAUGGUUCUCCUAGUCUUGAAGUAUUUUUCUUAGUUGCUGGAGAAAUUCGUUUGUGUGAUAAAGAUGGCAAUACACUUCUUAAUAUUUAAGAAGGAUAUAUAUUUGGUGAAAUUGAAAUACUAGAAGAUAGUAAUCGUAAACAAUCAGCUAUUGCUGGUAAAGAUUCUGUAGUAAUUAUGUGUCCUGUAUUACAAUUCUUACAAUUAGUUUAAGAAGAUGAAAAAUUACUAUUUGAAAUUGAGUAGUUAGGAUUAAGAAGAAGAUUAUUAUUGUAAGAAAGCAUUUCUAGAAUAAAAAGUAUAACUAUUAUUUAUUUAUAUAGAAAAUGCAAAGUAAUUAAAAAGAAUAAGUGCAUUAGAUGGAGAAAUGAUGAAUUAAUAUGCAUCAAAAAAAUAAAUUUUGGAAAGACAAUUCAAAAGAAAUAUUGUUAAAGAUUCAUAUUAAUAAUUACAUAAAAAAUUAAUGAGAUAUAUUUUUGGAUAAAAACAAGAAAAGAAAUGGAAAUAUCAAGCAAUAUUUAAAAUGGCUGUUAGAAAGAUUAUUGAUCAUAAAAAAUAAGUUUAAUUAUAAUCAAGAAGAACUAGUAUGGUAUUGGGAAAAUAGAUGUUAUAAAACUUUGCUUAAGUUAGAGAGGAUGAAUAAAAUCUUUAAAAAAAAAUAUUGAAUAAUAAAAAGAGUGGAAAAUAUUAAAAAAGAGUUAAAAUAAAAGAUAUCUUAAAUCAUCAUAGAUAAAGUAGAAUAGCACCAAUGCUUAUAACACUUUCUCCAUAUCAUGAAGAUAUUAUAAAUGAAGUCAAAGAAGAAAAAUAAUUAUUUAAGUAAAAGUAAAAUUAAAUCCUUGAAUUAUCUAAUAAACUUAUUAAAAUAAAUUUAGUUGGGUAAUUAAAAAUAUUUAAUACUUUAUACUAAGAAUUAAUUUAAAGCAUUGAUAACUUAAAUGAUAUUAAAUAUCAAACUAUUUUAUCUGUAGAAGAAAUGGAAUCAAUAUAUUAUUAAGUAUCUAUAUUGAUUACAUCUAUUAUUUGA